UUGAAUGUUAAUUGUACAGGUGUAUUUUACAAUUUUUGUUUAAUUAAAAAUGUUAAUAUAUUAAUAAUCAACCUGGUCAAAACCUUUCAGGUUUCUUCGUUUGAGUCAGUCGCCUUGAUUCAGAAUGUCACGAGCCUUAUGAUAUCAUGCUGAGGCGCCUUGCAAAUCCGACAAUUAAGAUCCUCCUAGACCUUGAGGUGAUCAGCAUAAGAGGCCAGAUCCCCUCGAGUCAUCUACACCUAGCUUCACCUUAUUCUUUAAAGGGCAGAAAAUUUGAGUCGGUGAUCGCCGUAACAGUAAAUUUGGCUUACAAUUGGGGCCCCCCUCCGCUUUAGAAAGAGGAACACCAGAUUGACCACAUUCCCAACUAGAAAAAUCUUCUUGCGUCAAUCAAGCCUCACCUGGCUCUUUUGGCUGUCAGUUUGAUCGUCGUUAGAUUGAAGAAAACAUCUAGAUGCAGCGAUCGGCUAUAGAUACUUCUAGAUCAUCUAGAUCUACUAGACCUACUACUAGACCAUGGGCCAAAGAGGGUCGACCUGCAAACUUGCAAGGUCACGAUCUAGAUCACAUUCCCGAUCCAGGGGAAGGCGAUACUCUCGCUCACGUAGUAGGAGCCGCGGUAGGAGGUCAAGAUCAGCAUCUCCUCGACGAUCAAGGUCCGUGUCUCUUCGUAGAUCAAGAUCAGCUUCACUCAGAAGAUCUAGGUCUGGUUCUAUAAUAGGAUCGAGGUAUUUCCAAUCCCGCUCAAGGUCGAGAUCAAGAUCCAGGUCUAUUUCACGACCAAGAAGCAGCCGAUCAAAAUCCAGAUCUCCAUCUCCUAAAAGAAGUCGUUCCCCAUCAGGAAGUCCACACAGAAGUGCAAGUCCAGAAAGAAUGGACUGAAGUUCUCAAGUUCACCCGUUAGGGAAAAGUUAUUUUGUUUACAUUAUUAUAAGGGAUUUGUUAUGUCUGUAAAGUGUAACCUAGGAAGGUUCAUCAACCAUCUAAUCAAAAUGGAUCUGGAUUAUUACUCUGUAAAAUUCACAGCAGUAAAUAUUGUUUUUGUUGAAUGUAUUAACAUCUUAUGGUCUGGAAAUGUAGGUUUUUAUUUGACACAUUUAAAUAAAAUGUUUCUAACUAGAUGUUUUGAUUUGUGUUCAAUAUUAAUACUUUUUCAAUUGGGUAAGCAUCAGACAAGUUUAACAAUCAAGAAAAUUGUUAUUGACCAUAUUUCUAUGGCCUGUAUUCAAAGUUUAAUGGUGUUGGUUAAGUAUUAAACAUCAUUAACUGUUCUAUACAUAGCACAGGCCAGGAUCUGAAAGGACUUUGACAUUUUCAUUUUACUCUUGUACCUUGGGUAAGAUGAUCUUUGAGUCCUCUUAAGAGCAUGAGUGCAUCAUGGCAGAUCCCUAAUUAACUGGGAAUUGGUGUUAACAAUCUCAAACUGUCAAGCUCAGAGGGACCACUGACAGGAAAUAAGCAGAGUUACUGAAAUGUCAAGAAGUAGAAACUGGUUUUUAGAGGCUGAGGUUUUAGUAGUAUAGUUUUUCAGACUAUUUAAGUUGGGAUGAUUCUGGUCAAUGUACUUUUUUUUCCCUUUCAAACAGCCAAUUUAAUACCAAAAAAUGCAUGUUUGAGGAAUUGUCUGAAUUUGGAACAAAACCUUGUAAACCAGCUUUGCAAAAUUAUUCAGCCCCAAUAUUCUGUUCUUUUGAAUGGAUUGCCUUAUCCUGUGCAAAAACCUGUUACUAUCUGAGCUAGAUUUUGCAGUUACUGACGACAUUGUUCUAUUUUGCCAAGCUGGUAUAAAGAAAUGUCAAGCAAAAAUGUAAAAGACAAAGCAGUUUUGUAAACCUUACAUAUUAGCAUUUCAUGUAGCUAAGGUUUGUUACGUUUUUGUUUUGGGUUUUUCCUCCUUUGGUAGUGUCUGGUAGACCUUAGAAUGGUGUAGACAGUAGGUUCUUAUUCAGACUUUAAAUAUAUUAUGCAUAAUAGGGCAGUAAUGAUCAUUUUCGAGUUUUUUGGACAAGCUUUUUACUAUAUUUCUUAGCCUUGGUGUAAAAAUAAUAGUACAGGAGUCUGUCCUUGUCUAUAUUUUAGGCUUUUUCAAUGAAGUUGUCUAAUAGUACUGCAACUUGAAUGCAUACUGGUCUGCCCCAAGUUUAUCUGGCUGAGUGGUCACUAGUGUGGUGAAAGUCAUUUGGAUUCUGUUCUUAAGAGUUUGACUGGUUGAAUAAGUGGUUGGUAUGAAGCUGUGUGUAAUCGGCAGACCUAUCUGUUGCACUUGGUUAGCUUUAAUUGUUCUGUAAGUUUGUUCAACAAUAAAUCUGCAGAGAUUGAACAAAUAA
Rattus norvegicus (Norway rat) is the source of this 2327-nucleotide messenger RNA. The record is from RefSeq and is a predicted model, not a curated record. Lineage: Eukaryota; Metazoa; Chordata; Mammalia; Rodentia; Muridae.